This is a messenger RNA of Poecilia reticulata (guppy), 2973 nucleotides long. It is a transcript of the gene gja13.1, whose product is annotated as gap junction protein alpha 13.1. Gene Ontology annotation, biological process: cell-cell signaling. The record is from RefSeq and is a predicted model, not a curated record. NCBI's taxonomy places the organism in Eukaryota, Metazoa, Chordata, Actinopteri, Cyprinodontiformes, Poeciliidae. Gene Ontology annotation, cellular component: connexin complex. Gene Ontology annotation, molecular function: gap junction channel activity.
GAGACAUGUCAGCAGUUCAUAGAAUAAUAAUUUUUAUUUUUUAAAUUUUUUAUCCUUGUCGAAUUAUUAUACUGUCCCUUAAAUGGAGUAAAUGAUGCCUGCUCUAGAACCUGCCCUGGGUUAUUUUGUGACCUCCUGGAGACGUCUUACAUGGGAUUUUGGAGUCAUUUUCCAUUUGUUUUUCAUCUUUUCAUAAUAUUUUUUUUAGAUUUUGGCAUUAUGUGUUGUUUUUUGAGAUCUUUUAGCCGACUUCAUGUUUUCAGACAGAUGAUUCUUAAGUGAUUCAACAACUUACAUUGCAACCAGGCUUUGGGUAUAACAUGUGAAAUUGACCCAAAAAUGGGAUUAAUCACUGUUAUUCAUAAUUCAACACAACUGAACUUUCACACAGGGUCGGAUUGAGCUUUCUGCCCUCCAGUAAAUUUAUUAAAAACAGCUUUUGCUGUUAAUGAAGUGAAGCAAAUCCAGAGGAAAUAAGAGUAGUUAAUUAAAUGAAGCAUUUCCUUCCAUCAUAAUAGUUUAAAAGAUUGUCACACCAAACCUCCAGUCUUUCCAGCAAACUUAAAUUUGGGCUUCAAAGUUGUCAAUCAUUAGUCGCUCCUACACCCGGUUUAGUCUCACUUCAUUUUUUUCUAUCUUUUCCCGCUGACGGUUACAACGUGACAUAAAGGCCAGAUGCAUGUUGCGUAAGUUGAUCCCUCAUGAGAGCUGCUGCCCUCACCCAGCACAAAACUCCAAGGUCCAACCAUAGUUAGUGAUCCUCUCCAGCGGAGACAGUCCUUUCUGACCAGGUCAGCAGAUUAGAGCCUGAAAAGCCUCAGUAAAGAUGGGAGACUGGGGGAUUUUGUCCACCUUGCUGGAGCAAGUCCAGUCCCAGUCCACCGUGAUUGGGAAGAUCUGGAUGAGCGUCCUCUUCCUGUUCCGGAUCAUGGUGCUGGGAGCGGGCGCCGAGAGCGUCUGGGGCGACGAGCAGUCGGACUUCAUCUGCAACACCCAGCAGCCCGGUUGUGAGAACGUCUGCUACGACCAUACCUUCCCCAUCUCGCACAUCCGCUUCUGGGUCCUGCAGAUCCUCUUCGUGUCCACGCCAACGCUCAUCUACCUGGGCCACGCCAUGCAAGUCGUCCAGCACGAGAAGAAGCUGAGGGAGGCGCUGGCGAGUCCGGACGGGCCGCGGAAACUCAAGCAGCCCAAAUACAGCGACGAGAAGGGACACGUAAAGAUCAAGGGGAACCUGCUGGGCAGCUACCUGACCCAGCUCAUCUUCAAGAUCAUCAUCGAGGCCGGCUUCAUUGUGGGGCAGUACUACCUGUACGGCUUCGUCAUGGUCCCCAUGUUCGCCUGCCAGAGGAAGCCGUGUCCCUUCACCGUGGAGUGCUACAUGUCCCGGCCCACCGAGAAGACCAUCUUCAUCAUCUUCAUGCUGGUGGUGGCCUGCGUCUCCCUCCUCCUAAACGUCAUCGAGUUGUUCUACCUGAUGGCCACAAGGUGCAAGUCCAAGCGCCGCACCCAAAGGGCGACAUCGGCAGAGAACCCCGCCAGCCUCUCGAGCCCCAGGUGGCCGACGACGGAGGACACGAUGCGGCAGAACAAGAUGAACAUGGAGCUGGAGAACCACAGCGUGGGAGGCAGCCUGGACGGAGCCAAAGAAGAGAAACGGCUCCUGAGCGGACAUUAGCUUCCCAAGAUUAGCUUGUUUUCAAUACCUUCAAGAGACUCAAACCAGUAUGUUCGUUCAAAGAAAGUCAUUGUGCGAUCGUGUAUAUUGUAAACUAACAAAAAUCACCAUAAAUAUCCAACGGGAAGAGUCACAGUAGCUGUGUUUCCGUUACAAAUGAGCGCAAAACUUUGUCGAUAUUCUGCUGUUAAAAAACAACAACACAAUUUUGCAAUUAAAAUCACAUGAAUUAGUCAUUAACAAACAUGCCGCUCCAUUGUCCACCUACCAUUUCCUGUUGUCUUCUUCAUGGUUUCCGGCAGUAGUAACAUCUAGUUGUUGAUCUUCUGUGAUGUGAAAAAAGUGUUUCCAAUACAGUUUUGCUAAACACGAUAUUUUUGAAAUUGAAAUUGACAAAUUUACUUUUGUAAUUCCAAUUUUCUCAAUCAUAUGGUGAAUGGUAACGCAGCUAUUGAUGGAUUUUUCUUCUUGUUUUAACUUGAAAUCUACUAAUAAACGUGUGCAAUACUGAUUUUAUUUAUACUUGUGACUGGAAGAGUGAGAAGCUUGUUUAAGUUUGUGUUCUCUGUGUGUUUGUGACACAGAUCUGUUCCAUUAAAAUACGCUUCCUGUACUGUGAUUACAAUGAUUGUAGCAGAGAUAUUUUUUGUAUGGCUUUAUCUCUUUCUAAUAAAUGAUUGAAACUGAACAAAGUUGUUUUUUUUAACUAUUGAAAAAAAAGUAAAAAAUAAAAUUCUGAAGAAUCUGAAUAAUAGCGGAUCUAUAAAAUACUUCACUUGUGAAUUAGUGUGAUUUAGUCAUUCAUACUACACCAACAUAUUAGCUUUUUCUCGCUCUCUGACUAUAAAUAAUACUAAAUGUUUCCUGAUUUAGCUCAUUUAUCAGGUUUUUAGCAGUUGUUAUGACUUGGGUCAAACGUUUUUGACCUCAAAAACAUCAACUUUGUUGUCUUUAAAUGCCUUUUUAAAUAAUUUUGCUAAGAGGAUGAUCGAUUGACUUCCUGUCUUGAGAUUCAGUUAUCCCACAUAAUAUUUUUUCAUUGUGACGUCAUCCAUUGCAUGAUGUGGACCAAUCCCUCCUACAACAAAACACCUACACACCAUGAUGCUUUCACCCCCAUACUUUCUAAUUGUGGCUUUUCCAUAAAAUGUAAUAAUCAGUAUGAUGAAAUUGAGUGAUAUAACCUUAAAAAUUAAGGUCUUCAACCUGUAUUCUGGCUUUUUAUGUUGCUUUUGGAGUAACGGCCUCUUCCUUCCUGAACGGCCUUUCAGCACAAAACUUAUUUCUCUAUGAAA